Pseudophryne corroboree (corroboree frog) is the source of this 8042-nucleotide messenger RNA. RefSeq names its product unconventional myosin-X-like. The record is from RefSeq and is a predicted model, not a curated record. Lineage: Eukaryota; Metazoa; Chordata; Amphibia; Anura; Myobatrachidae. Gene Ontology annotation, cellular component: axonal growth cone; cytoskeleton; myosin complex. Gene Ontology annotation, biological process: signal transduction; axon extension. The coding region runs from base 579 to 6734 and encodes 2051 amino acids. Gene Ontology annotation, molecular function: cytoskeletal motor activity; ATP binding; protein binding. The transcript has 41 exons.
CGGAGUAGUCUGAGAGCAGCUGAGUUCAGUUAAAAUCCUGUCAAUGCAAGAUCCCUGAGUCAGAGAGAGAUGUUGGUCUGUCUUGAAGGACCUGUGAUUGAAGGUUAUGCUAUGGAGUCAUAGAUGGGUGGAAUGCAGGUCUGUCUUCGGGUUAUGUCCCCAAUUAACACCUUUCAUUGAGAACAAAGGACAGAGAGGGAGCUGGGAUCAUUUGCAUGUCCUCCCUGUCUUGUCCGCUCAUCAGCCUCCGUUAUUGGAGAAGCAGGAGUUAGAUGCUUAUUAGCUAUAAUGAAUAAGGAUAUCCUGACCAUUGCGACUGUUUAAUGACUACAGGGCGGAGGGACGUACACCGCGAUUGCAAACCUCUCCCAGACUCCUUGCUGGAUGUCCCUGACCCGUUAUCGCCUAUCAUUGUCUGUGUGGAUGCAGCUCUGACAGUUAUUUUAUUAACUAGCUAUUGUCAGUGUCCUGGAUUUAUUUAGUAACCUGGAGUUGACACAGCACUGUGCAAUUUCCAUUUGUACAUCACUGGAAGUGUGAGCCCUGGAUUACCUACAAGCCGUGAGACUGAGGGAGACAUGGAUGAGUAUGUUGUGGAGGGAAGCCGCGUGUGGCUGGUCGUGAAUGGCAGCUUGGUCCCAGCAACUGUCACCUCCUGCAGCGAUGGAGACGUCCUGUUCACCACUGACUAUGGGCAGGAGUUCACAUACCCCCGGGCCACCCUCUCUCGGCAGCAUGUGCUCCCCAUGCAUGAGAGUAACAGGGAAGGGGUGGAGGACAUGUCCUUGUUGUCAGACCUGCAUGAAGCUGCCAUCAUGUUGAAUCUUCAUCUGCGCUACCAACAGGGCAAAAUCUAUACCAAUAUAGGCUCCAUUCUGGCUUCGGUUAACCCCUAUAAGCAGGUUGCUGGAUUGUACGAUGAGAGUGCUGUGGAGUUAUACAGUCGCCAUCAUCUGGGGGAGCUUCCCCCCCACAUAUUCGCCAUUGCCAAUGAGUGUUACCGCUGCUUGUGGAAGAGACAUGACAGUCAGUGUGUGCUCAUCAGUGGAGAGAGUGGGGCUGGCAAGACUGAAAGCACAAAGUUGCUGCUGAAAUUCCUGUCUGUGAUAAGUCAGAACUGCGCAGGAGGAGGAGGAAAUCAGACGCACGUGGAGGAAGCCAUCUUGGAAAGCAGCCCAAUCCUUGAAGCCUUUGGAAAUGCCAAGACUGUAUACAAUAACAACUCCAGUCGUUUCGGGAAAUUCGUCCAGCUUCACUUCUCGCAGCAGGGCCACAUUCAAGGGGGCCGCGUGGUGGACUAUUUGUUGGAGAAGACCCGGGUAACACGACAGAGCCCAGGAGAAAGGAACUAUCAUAUAUUCUACGCUCUGCUCGCAGGCGCAAGCAUGGAAGACAGAGAAGCGCUCUCCCUCUCGGAUCCUCACUCUUACCAGUAUCUCCGUACCUCUGACUGUGUGACAGUUGAAGGGCUUAAUGAUAAAGACAUGUAUGACAAAGUUGUGACAGCUCUGCAAGUGAUGGAUUUCAGUGAUGAGGAUAUCCGGGAGGUGUGGAAGCUGCUAUCUGGCACUCUGCAGCUGGGGAAUCUAGAGUUCAUGACAGCAGGGGGCGCUCAAAUUACCACUAAAGCAGUUCUCAGUGAUGUUGCUGAUCUUUUGGGGCUGGAUUCCUUCCAGCUGUCGGAGGUUCUAACCCAGAGAUCCAUGAUCCUGAGGGGGGAAGAGAUCAGCUCUCCUCUAACAGUGGAGCAGGCUACUGAUUCCCGCGACUCUCUGGCAAUGGCCCUCUAUGCGCAGUGUUUCUCCUGGCUUCUGGGAAAAAUAAAUGUUCGUAUCCGAGGAAAGGAGAACUUCAAAUCUAUCGGAAUUCUGGAUAUUUUUGGCUUCGAGAAUUUUCAGGUGAAUCGUUUUGAGCAGUUUAACAUUAAUUACGCCAAUGAGAAGCUCCAGGAAUAUUUCAACAAACACAUAUUCUCCUUGGAGCAGCUGGAAUAUAACAGGGAAGGGAUACACUGGGAGGCCAUUGACUGGAUGGACAAUGCGGAGUGUUUGGAUCUGGUAGAAAAGAAACUAGGAUUAUUGGCUCUGAUCAAUGAAGAGAGUCGUUUCCCCAAAGGUACCGACUUUACGCUACUUGAGAAACUCCAUAACCAACAUGCGAAUAACCCACAUUACGUGAAGCCACGAGUGACCGAGAACCAGUUUGGAAUCAAGCACUAUGCGGGGGAGGUCAUGUAUGAUGUGAAAGGGUUCCUUGAGAAGAAUAGGGACACAUUCCGUGAUGAUGUUUUGAACAUGUUAAGAGAUAGCAGGCUAGAUUUUAUCUACGAUCUUUUUGAAAAAGUCUCCAGCAGAUGCGGUGAGGAAACACUAAAGAUGGGGACACAGAAGAAAAAGCCAACGGUCAGCUCCCAGUUCAGAGAAUCCCUCCACUCUCUCAUGGCAAUGCUUAGCACUUCAAACCCCUUCUUCAUCCGUUGCAUUAAGCCCAACAACGAGAAGCUGCCAAGCAAGUUCAGCCCAGGCAUUGUCUUGAAUCAGUUGAGAUAUUCUGGAAUGCUUGAGACAGUGAAGAUCCGUAGAGCUGGAUAUCCUGUCCGCAGACAGUACCAGGAUUUCAUGAGCAGGUAUAAGAUGCUUCUGAAUAACCUAAAAUGUACAGAUGAUGUUCGGGGGAGAUGUGCCGCUUUUCUGUUGACUUUCGAUGGGUCAAAAAAAGAGUGGCAGCUCGGGAAAACAAAGGUGUUCCUCAAAGAGGCUCUGGAGCAGCGGUUGGAGAAGAGUCGGGAACAGGAACUGAGGAGGGCUGCCUUGGUGAUCCGAGCUCACAUCCAAGGGUACAUUGCAAGAAAGUCUUAUAAGCGUGUACGUCUCUCCAUCAUCACGAUUCAGAAGAAUUACCGGGCUCAUUUUUGGAGAACUGCAUUUGUCCGUCUCCAGCACUCCGCUGUACAGUUUCAGAAGCACUGGCGUGGGAAGACGGCCAGACGCCUCUAUCAGCAAAUGCUGGAGGAAGAGAGGAGGCGGUGGGAAGAGGAAGAAAGAAAGCGGGAAGAGGAGGAAGAAAGACGGAGGCAGGAGCUGGAAGAGCAGCGGAAAAUGGAGGAAGAGAGAAAAAGAAGAGAAGAGGAAGAGAGAAGGGAACAGGAAAGGUUGGAGGCUGAGCUCCGGGCUGCACAGGAAGAACAGGAGAAAGCACGAAACCUGGAGAAUCUUCUACUGCAAGAAGAGGAGAGGCGACAAAUGGAAGAGAUCUUGCGACUAGAGAAAGAGAUUGAGAAACUACAUCACCAACAAAAGCUGGAUGGCGUGUCCAUCUCCUGCGUGGAUACCCGGAAUGAGGUGACAAGACAGAGAGAACAGCAGAUACAUAAGCUGGAGAAGGAAGCAUCUCGGGUUGCCCAAGAGUUUUUAGAACUGUUAGACUUUGGGAAUCUGGAUGAGAGUGCCAACAGCUUGGAGAAUGGAAUUGAUGGACCUUUGAAUGUGGAAAGCAGUGUGGUGGCACCUCUAGCCGAAGAGGAGGUGGAUGAGGGAUUUCAUGCAGAUGAUGAGAUUUUUCCACCUCCUCCACCCAUGCUGCUGGAAGAUGACAUGAAGACCAAUGAAAGCUACUCAGAAGAUGGUACGUACAUGAAAAUCCCUGAUGAUCAAACUGGCACAUCCACAGAUUCGCAGGUAUCCCCACUGGAGCUUUUAUCUACUCAAGAUGCAUACAGCGCCAUCUCCGAUAAGUCUGAGAGCAUUUAUCAGUGCUUAUCAGAUAUACAGAGUAACAGUGAGGAAGCGCAGGAGCCUAUCUACAGCUAUCCCCCAGAUGUGGAAUCGGACUAUGAUCAUGAAGAGUUUGAUGAAGGCCCACCAGGUUCUACUGAUGCCAGAAACUCCAGUGAUGGUCACUUAACCGAUGAGGAGAUUCUUCGGAUUUCCAAACCCGGCAGCUAUGGAUCACAGUGUGGAAGUAUGGAUUCGUUUUUGGACAGUGAUGAAGAAGCAGAUAGCCACAUUGACACUGAUGAAGAACUUAUGACCUCACGCGUCACUCUGUUUAAUGGAGGGGGCCCACCAUAUUUCCACAGUUAUCUCUAUAUGAAAGCUGGAGGCCUGAUGAAUUUAUGGAGACGACGAUGGUGUGUGCUGAAAGACGAAACCUUCAUGUGGUUCCGCACAAAACAGGAAGCUCUAAAAUGUGGAUGGCUCUAUAAAAAGGGGGGUGGGAUGUCCACACUCUCUAGACGCAACUGGAAACGGCGCUGGUUUGUGCUGCGGGAGUCAAAACUGAUGUACUUUGAGAAUGACAGUGAGGAGAGGCUGAGAGGGACCAUCGAUAUCCGCGCUGCCAAAGCUAUCAUUGAUAUACAUGAGAAAGAAAAUGCCCUGGACGUUGUUACAGAGGAAAGAACUUACCACAUAGUGGCAGAAACCCCGGAAGAUGCCAGUGGCUGGUUUAAUGUUCUGAGCAGAGUUCACACUGCAACAUCCCAACAACUGCGCGAUAUGAGGGAUGAACAGGCCAACCCCAAGAAUGCUGUGGGAACGCUAGAUGUAGGCCUUAUUGAUUCUGUCUGUGCGUCAGACUGUCCAGACAGACCAAACUCUUUUGUGAUAAUCACUGCAAACCGCGUCAUUCACUGCAAUACGGACAUUGCUGAGGAAAUGCACCACUGGAUCUCUCUUCUGCAGAAACCACGAGGGGAAGCCAAGGUGGAUGGACAGGAGUUUCUCGUGAGAGGCUGGCUACAUAAAGAAGUCCAGAACAGCAGCAAGAUGGUGUCACUGAAACUAAAGCGCCGCUGGUUUGUACUGACCCGGAAUGCUCUGGAUUAUUACAAGUCCUCUGAGCGAAUGGCAUCAAAGCUUGGCACACUGGUUCUGAACAGCCUGUGUUCUGUGGUGCAGCCAGAUGAGAAGAGUCAUGCGGAAACUGGGUACUGGAACAUUAUAGUAUAUGGCAGGAAACAUUCCUACAGACUCUACACCAAGCUGCUCAAUGAGGCCAUGAGGUGGGCAAACGCCAUCCAGGGGGUGAUUGACAGCAAAGCGCCCAUAGAGACGCCCACUCAGCAACUCAUCCGAGAUAUCAAGGAGAACAGCCUGAACAGUGAGGCCGUAGAACAGACAUACAAGAGGAAUCCUAUCUUGAGAUACACUCAUCACCCACUGCACUCCCCACUACUACCACUGCCUUAUGGGGAUGUCAACCUCAACUUGCAAAAAGAUAAGGGUUACACCACUCUUCAGGAUGAGGCUGUGAGGAUCUUUAAUUCCCUCCAGGAGAUUGAGACCGUCCCUGAUCCAGUUGCCAUAAUUCAGGGCAUCCUACAGACCUGCCAGGACCUGAAGCCUCUGCGUGAUGAAGUUUAUUGCCAGCUGAUAAAACAGACAAAUCAUGUACCCCAGCCCAACGGCCCUGGCAACCUGCGCCACUGGCAGCUGCUCUGUUGUAUGAGCUGUACAUUCCUUCCCGGCCGAAACAUCCUGCGCUACCUCAAGUUUCACCUCAAGAGGGUGAGGGACAACUUCCCCGGCACUGAGGUUGAGCAGUUUGCUCACUUCAUAGUCGAUGCUCUGAAGAAAACAAAAUGCAGAGAGUUGGUUCCAUCACAAGAGGAGAUUUCAGCACUGCUGACUCGCAGUAACAUGACCACUACAGUCUACUGUCAUGGUGGCGGUUCAUGCCAGAUCAGUAUUAACUCACAUACCACUGCUGGAGAGGUGGUGGAGAAAUUAAUUCGUGGCCUCUCAAUGGAUGACAGUCGCAACAUGUUCGCCCUCUUUGAACGCAACAAAAAUAUGGACAGAGCGGUUGAGAGCCGUGUUAUUGUGGUGGAUGUCCUUGCCAAGUUUGAAAGACUUUCCAGCACAGGGGAUGAGGAGGAAGAAUUGGGUCAGUGGAAUCUGUAUUUUAAGCUCUAUUGCUUCCUAGACGUGCAGAGUGUUCCUAAGGAGGGUGUUGAAUUUGCCUUCAUGUUUGAGCAGGCUCAUGAAAGUCUUACUAGUGGCCACUUCCCGGCCCCUGAGGAGACCUUGCAGCACAUGGCUGCUCUGAGGCUGCAGUAUCAGCAUGGGGACUUCUCCAAAGUGUCAUGGUCCCUAGAAACUGUGUAUCCUGUGCAGCGGUUAAAAAACAAAAUUCUCCAGGCCACAAAAAGCAGCAACAUAGGUGGCCAAACUCUGGAGAGGAGGAGAACCAGCUUUUUAGAGGGGACCUUAAAGCGUGGCUUCAAAGUGGGCUCUAUGAAGAAACAGAAGAUGGAGGAGGAGCAGAUGCUGGAGAUGUGGAUAAAAGAGGAGCUCUCUGCAGCUCGCACCAGUAUAGCUGAGAAAUGGAGUCGGCUGCAUGGGAUGUCUCAGCACCAGGCUAUGGUGAACUAUAUGGCGAUUGUUAUCGAGUGGCCGGGAUAUGGGUCUACACUCUUUGAUGUUGAGUAUAAAGAAGGUGGAUUUCCCAAUGAUCUGUGGCUCGGGGUCAGUGCAGAAAAUGUGUCCGUCUACAAACGGGGUGACCCAAAACCACUGGAGACAUUUCAGUAUGAACAUAUUAUUUUCUUCGGGGCUCCGCAGCCUAACACCUUUAAGGUCACUGUAGAUGACCGAGAAAUGUUCUUUGAAACAACCCAGGUGGGAGAAAUCACCAAGAUUAUGAGAGCGUACAUUAACAUGAUUGUAAAGAAACGCUGCAGUGUGAAGUCUGUGACCAGCCAGGACAGUCAGUUCAGCAGCUGGGCCAGGUGACCACCAUACACCAUCUAGUGUUGGAAUCCCAGGACACACACUCAAGUCACGUUGGUGUGAGAAAUUCUCACAAGAGGGAAAAAUUUAGACUUUUUGUUUCUACUGUGAUACAUUUUACAUGCACAGUACUGUGGGAUAACAUGGUGUGUGGACAAUGAAGAUAACUUUGUGUAUCAAUAUCUUGCAUAGGAAAUAAUCAGCUAGAACACCCUUGCACAACAGGCUGCAAGCCUUGUUUCAUCACGGUACCUCUUCUUUUUCUUUUUUUUUGAGGGAAACCGUAUGAAAUAACAUCUUUUCUACAAGUAUUCUGUCUUCCUGCUGAAGAUAUGACCUCUAAUGUCAAUCCAAGUUUGGUCAUUUGAUUCCUUCUCAGGGCUUUUCAAAUAUGCUGGGAGUAUAUUUCACAUUGCUGCGCAUGAUGGAUAUUUAUUGGGGAUAUGCUGGAUUCUAGACCUUUGUCUAGGUGGUCUCUUCUCUGCUUAGAAUCAUCAGUAUUAGUCUGCUCUCCCCAUGGUGGACAAUUCCCUCUAGGGUACAAAGACAUUUUAUGGGCAAAACCUUUUUAUGCUCCAUUCACCUAUUUAAUAAAAGAUUUUUUGUUAUGUUUUAGUGUAAUGUAUAAAGCACAUGAAGAAUUAUUUAUUUGGUCAAAUAUUUCAUCUAUCUCCCCUGAUGCCACCAUGGAAUUUUCCCAUAAAUGUGGACUCUUCUGCUUUUCCUUGUACAGUACAUUCAGUGUUAUCAGCCAUGUAGCACUGGGAUCCUGCAAUACGGCUCCCGUUGCCAGCAAAAAGGACACUUUAUGGGACAUCACAAAUAACUGACUUGUGAAGCUUUGUGUUAGUUGUCCAACAGUGCAGGAUGGAUACAAGUCUGUCUGACAUUUUUAAUUUCUUCUUCCUGGCCUGUAGCACCUACUGGUUGACUUCAAACUCGAGAAACCUUUGUCAUAUAUUUUCAGAGAAAAAGUCCCAGUUAUUUCAUCAGGCAAUCGCUGGAGUAUGAUCAGGGUAUCAUAUUCCGUGCCCUACAGUACAGUACUAAACAUGGACUUUUAUUACCAGCAGCCACAGUUUUACAGUGCUUCCUUUAACCUCAAGGCACGUUACUUACAUCAGCCAUACUGGGUGGUAGAGAGAACUACUGCCAUCAAAGUGGGUGAUUUUCUUGUUUCUUUGAAAGCUGUUGAGUCCUGCCCUGGGCUGCUGCAGGCAGUGGUGCCCAGGAAUGGACCUCUUAUGUUAGAUGGUAGUAUCGACUGUUACUGCUUUUACGUUAUAUUGCUAAUAAAUUAUUGAAUUUAAA